UUUCAAAAUAUUUCUAAUAAAAAGUUUGCAAUUAAAUUUUAAAAAGUAUACUGUUAUUUUUGAGUCUGCUGUUGUUGUUUUGGUUCUCGUUUUGGUGAAGCGAAAAAGUUAAAAGGCACGAUUUGUUUACACUAUUAAGAGAUUGCUUCUAUUGGUAAAGUCUCACUAAUUUUUAGGAACAUUUUACAUUGAACUAAUCUAUUAUAAAAUUACUUUGGUAACAAGAAACUUCAUGGCUAAAGUCGAUUCAACUGAAGAUGAAAUUUUGAAAGCGAGCUCUGUAAUUAAAGAUGAAAUAAAAGAAGAGUGUGAAGAUAAUAUCAUAAAGCGGCAAGACAAAAGAUACACUAAAGUUGAAUAUACAAACUCCAAUAAUACUCAAAAAGAAAAUGAAGAUUUUGAAAAAAUGCUUCGAUGGAGGAAGGGUAUUGGACAUUUACAAGGGAGCAGUCUAAAGUUUAGAAAGUCUGCAAAAGGCGUUCUAGAAGUCAUUACUCCUGAUUCUGAUGAUGAUGAUGAUGUUGAUAUUGAAGAUGACCUCGACCCAGGAGAGAAAAAGUCAAGAAAAAGAAAGUCCAUUAUGAAAAAUAUAGAUGCUCAAAUAGAAAACAUUGAACCACCACAUGAUGGUGUAAAGAAAAAAUCAAAGAAAAAAAGUAUUGACGAUGAGUCUGUUUUAAAAUGUGAAACAUGUGGUUCUUUUGGAUUAAUUACAGAAUUUCGAUCUUCUGGUCGGUUUUGUAGCCAAAGAUGUGUUGGUGCUUAUGCUAGCCGAAAGCGUGCAGAAAUGAUUGCAGAGCAAUUUGCCAAAGGUGAGCGCCAAAUUCCCAAAACAGGUAGAAAGUCUGGUAAAAAAACUAGCAAGCACCAGCUAAGUGGUUUUGAUAGAAAGUUAUCUUUUAUUGAAACAAAAGAAAAUAAAGAAAAUGUUGAAAAAGAUGAUUCAUACAUAUAUUAUUCUACUGUUGGAUUUAGAAAACCAUUUUGUUGGAGUGAAUACCUGGAAAUUACUAACACAAAGGCAGUUUCACUGAACACUUUUUUAAAGGAAUAUGCAGAACAAGAUUGCUUUCCUAAAAAUGAGUUUCGUCAGACAAUGAAGUUAGAAUGUGUUGAUCCAAAACAUCAAUCAAUUAUUUGUGUUGUAUCAAUUGUGGAAAUACAAGGUGCAAGAAUGCGCUUGCAUUUUGAUGGUUGGUCAGAGUGUUAUGAUUUUUGGAUAAAUUCUGAUUCAUAUUUUUUACAUCCUUGUGGUUGGUGUCAGAAAAAUGGUCAAAAGUUAACACCUCCAAGAGGUAUGGACUCAGAAACAUUUUGUUGGAAAGAUUAUCUUUUGUUAACGGGAUCUGAAGCUGCUCCAGAAAGUUGUUUUAGAAAGUUGCCUUCUCCUACUCAUGGUUUUCAGAUAAAUAUGAAACUAGAGGCAAUCGAUAGAAAAAAUCCUGAUCUUGUUUGUGUAGCUUCAGUAAACAAUGUUAUUGCAGAACAUUUUUUGGUUCAUUUUGAUGAAUGGGAUGACUCAUAUGAUUAUUGGUGUAGAGAUGAUAGUCCAUAUAUUCACUCAGUUGGUUGGUGUGAAAAAAAUGGAGUAACACUAAUUCCUCCUACUGAUGAAAUGAUUAAUAAAUUUAAAUGGGAUGACUACUUAGAACAGACAAAAACAAUUGCAGCUCCAUCGGAAUUAUUUAAACUACGAAAAGAACCAGUUUUUGAAGUUGGCCAAAAACUUGAAGUUGUUGAUCCUAGAAACCCUACAUUAAUUCGCGUGGCAACAGUUUCAGAGUGUGAAGAAUAUCGUAUUAAAAUACAUUUUGAUGGCUGGAGUUCUAUUUAUGAUUACUGGUUUGAUACAGAUUCUGCAGACCUGCAUCCAAUUAACUGGUGUAAAAAUACUGGCCAUAUUCUUGAGCCACCUAGAUCUGGUUAUGAAUCUGAUAUACUUUGUAAAACUAUUGGUUGCAGAGGAAUUGGACACAUAAAAGGUGCCAAAUACACUACACAUCACACCAGUUUUGGCUGUCCUUACACAAUUCAAAAUUUAAACAAAUCUGCAUCACCAGUUAUUGAUAGACUUGCACCCAAUGCAAGCAUUGAAGAGAGUUCAAUAUUAAAUCGAAUACACAGUAAAAAAUUAGAUUCUUUACCCGAUUCAACAACAAGUUCUCACAAACACCCAAUCUCUCGUCCGGUUGGUCGUCCAAAUAAAGUCUCCCCUACUACUUCAAAGAUAACUAAGUCUAAGACAUUUAAAAGCAAGAAAAGAAGGGGAAGUGACGAAGUAUCAUCUUCUACGCCUUGUUUAAAUGAUACUCCUUUAAGUCAGGCGUCCUCUCUAAGUAAAACACCUACUUUUAAUCAAACCUCUGAUAUUAAUCAUACGCAUGAUACAAGUUAUAGUAGUACGUUCUCCAUAAAGCCUCAUACUAAACCUAUUUCAUCAACGCACAUUCCUGCUGGUCACCCUCACAUUUUAACUAAUCAGUGUAGAAGUUCUGCUUUAACAUGGAGCCAAGAAGACGUUGCCCAUUUUCUAAAUAAAUUAGGAUUUCAAGAUCUUGUAAAGCCUUUCAAAGAAAAUGAAAUCGAUGGUCAAGCGUUGUUACUAUUAAGUCAAGCAGAUAUGGUACGUCAUUUAAAGUUAAAGUUAGGUCCUGCUUUGAAAAUUUAUAGCGAGAUAUCCAAACUUUAAUAUACGAUUCAAAUAGCAAAAAUAUUUAAAGUAUUCACGUUGACAUUUAUGCCGAGAAUAUUAUAUAGUUUUAAUACAGAAAUUUAUUUUUUAAUUUAUAAAAUAUUUAUAUUCUUCGAAUUGUGUUCGAAUUAUGUUUUGUACAGAUUUUAAUAUAACCUUUUCUUUUUCUUGGAA
Molecule: messenger RNA, 2866 nt
Organism: Hydra vulgaris (swiftwater hydra)
Lineage: Eukaryota; Metazoa; Cnidaria; Hydrozoa; Anthoathecata; Hydridae
Product: lethal(3)malignant brain tumor-like protein 3
Biological process (GO): regulation of DNA-templated transcription
Cellular component (GO): nucleus
Molecular function (GO): zinc ion binding; protein binding
Source: RefSeq, a predicted model, not a curated record